CUGAAAUCCCAGGCUCCGGGGAGUUCAGAAGAGCUGCGGUGUCUGCAGAUGCUCAACCAGCAGCCCGAGGGCUCCAGCCUGGAGGAGCUGAGCAGCAGCCAGACCUGCCUCAAGCUGGCCAGCACCAUCAAAGCCUACGUGGCCACGGUGACAGAGAACAUCCUCCGCAGGAGCGCGGUGAAGGAGGCCCGGAGGAGCUACUUCAACACCUCAGAGGGGCAGGUUCCUCCCAAAACAGCUGGGAAGCCCUCGGCACAUCUCACCCUCCGCCCUCAGAGCCUGACCCAGGAUGGAGCCUCGGAGCGCUUCGGGAACCUGUCUCAGUCGUGCCGCCACGCCAUCACCCGCUGGGAGCACAGCACCCUGCACUCCCACCUGCAGAACAUCACCUACCGCGACGGGCGGCUCCGGGUCCAGCAGCCGGGCAAGUACUACGUGUACUCCCAGAUCUAUUUCCGCUACCGCAGCGCCGGCGCCCAGGAGUCGGGCCCGCAGCUCGUGCAGUGCAUCCAGUGGCAGCCACCCCACAGCCAGCCCAUCCUGCUGCUCAAGGGCGUGGGCACCAAGUGCUGGGCACCCGAGGCGGACUACGGGCUGCACGCGCUCUACCAGGGCGGACUGUUCGAGCUCAAGGCCGGCGACGAGCUCUUCAUCUCCGUGUCCUCCUUGGCCAUCGACUACAACGACGCAGCUGCCAGUUACUUCGGGGCCUUCCGGCUCGACCUCUGACACCCCCUCUGCUCCCACCUGCCCGCUGAUGCUCCCACGUGGCCCCAGGACAGCGGCCCAAUGGAUAGGGGGUGGCACAGGGUCCUUCCCGGUGUGUCUUGUCCUUUGCGGUGAGGGACAAACCAAAGAGGGCACGAGGCGUGGCUGCCCGCAGGGACCUGCUCUGCUUGGGGCCACCAUCCAGGUGGGAGGAAGCCUGAGACCCUGGAAGGAUCCCCAAGGACCUACAGAGGACAUGCACGAUGGGAGACAUCCCAGCCCUGGUGGCACAUCAGCUCCCAGUGGCUCCCUGCAGCAGGAAGGGCACCAGGGCCACACCCGCCAUGGCAAGACACAGUGUCCCCGUGAUGGGGUGACCCUCCACGAGUCUGACCCCACCUCGGGCAGGGACAGCCCCAGCUGGGCUGUGGGUGCCAAGGACCCUGGGCUGGAGGUGCUGGGGCAGCAGCCAAGGUGAGCAGGGAGCAGCAGCACAGGGGGCACAGGGCUGGCACCCCCAGGCCACUGCCUGCAGGGAUGGGGCAGAUCCAGCGUCAGCCUCUGGAAAGGAGCAAAGGAGUUUCGGUUUGGGCAGAUCAGAAACCUGGGGCCACGCCAGUGAUGGGCUCCAGGGAGGGCAAAGAGCAGGACGGCCACGUCGGAGCAGUCGCCAGCCCCGGCACCACACCCGGCACGUGGCACUGGGGAGUGUGGUGCCCCAGCCAGGCUGCACAGGACCAGGAGCUCUCCAUCACUGCUGCCCAAGCACCUCUUCCCUUGGGGAUUUUGUCCCCCCCAGCCCUGAGGGACCAGCGCAGCCCCCGCUUCCUCACCCCUGGCAGUCCUUCAUCUGCAGGAUUCCAGCACCGGGUGAGCCCAGAGGUCAUGGCAGGACCUUGGAGGGACCAAACCCACCCCAGGUGAUGGAGGCCACCUCAGAGGCCAAAGAGGGGUUCAGGCAGGGCCCAGCCCAAGGCCCAGCCAGACCCCGGGGUGCCACAGUGAGUCCCCACCACGCCGUGGCUGGGCAGGGGCUGCUCCUGGCUCCUGCCAUUGCUCCCACAGCUUUCCAGGCCUGACCCCCCGCCCUCUGCAUCCUUGGCUGGGCCUGGGGGGCUGAGCCAGGUGGUUCCCACAUCCCUCCACACCCCCAGGUGCUGGGCAUUCCCACUCACCAGCCCCCAUCUCCUGCAGGCUCCUGCUCCAGGGGGGCUGACACAACCCUCCCAGGGGCACGGUGCCACCCUGGCACCCAGAGCCUCCAAAAACUCAUCCAAAGCCAGAGAGCGCAGAGAGCAUCCUCCUGCUGCCUCCAAGAGGGUCACAGGGCUGAUCCCCCCAUG
Molecule: messenger RNA, 2051 nt
Organism: Manacus vitellinus (golden-collared manakin)
Lineage: Eukaryota; Metazoa; Chordata; Aves; Passeriformes; Pipridae
Product: tumor necrosis factor ligand superfamily member 10-like
Exons: 4
Coding region: 49-729 (226 amino acids)
Biological process (GO): immune response
Cellular component (GO): membrane
Molecular function (GO): tumor necrosis factor receptor binding
Source: RefSeq, a predicted model, not a curated record